CAGUAUACACCGCACCCGGCGAGGACAGCUCAGCGCAGGGCGGCGCAGCUCAGCAGACCGGAUCCGAGCGGAGAAGGGCGGGCUCCUCGAGAGGGCGGCGGUGGCACCAUGGAGAACGGAUUUACAUAUGAAGAUUAUCAGAACACUGCAAAAUGGCUUCUGUGCCGCACCAACCACCGACCUCAAGUGGCAGUGAUCUGUGGUUCUGGGUUAGGAAAUCUGGUCAAUAAAUUAACUGAGGCCGAGAGCUUUGACUACAGUGAGAUACCAAACUUUUCCCAAAGUACAGUGCCAGGUCAUGUCGGUCGACUGGUGUUUGGGUUCCUGAAUGGCAGAGCCUGUGUGAUGAUGCAGGGCAGGUUCCACAUGUAUGAAGGCUACCCACUCUCAAAGGUGACAUUCCCAGUGAGGGUUUUCUACCUUCUGGGUGUGGACACCCUAGUGGUCACCAAUGCAGCUGGAGGACUCAACCCCAAAUUUGAGGUUGGAGAUAUCAUGCUGAUCCGCGACCACAUCAACCUACCUGGUUUCUGUGGUUUGAACCCUCUCAGAGGGCCCAAUGAGGAUAGGUUCGGAGUUCGUUUCCCUGCCAUGUCUGAUGCCUAUGACCGGGAUAUGAGACAGAAGGCUCACAGUGUCUGGAAACAAAUGGGGGAGCAGAGAGAGCUUCAGGAAGGCACCUAUGUGAUGUUGGCAGGCCCCUCCUUUGAGACUGUGGCCGAGUGUCGGCUGCUGCAGAAGCUGGGGGCAGAUGCUGUUGGCAUGAGCACAGUACCAGAAGUUAUAGUUGCAAGGCACUGUGGACUUCGAGUCUUUGGCUUCUCCCUCAUCACUAACAAAGUCAUCCAGGAUUAUGAAACCAAGGAGAAGGCCAAUCAUGAGGAAGUAUUAGAGUCCGGGAAAAAAGCUGCACAGAAAUUGGAACAGUUCGUCUCUAUUCUUAUGGCUAGUAUUCCACUGCCUGGCAAAGGCAAUUAACCAGCCCUGGAGUGGUCUGGCCUCUCCCUAAUAGGAUCCAAGUAGCUACUACCUGCUUUGGCCCCUUGCUGGGGUCAUGUGCCUCUGCCCUUAAGUAGUAGGAGAAAGGAGAGGAAGAUCCACCAUUUCUCCCACCAGACUCUUCUGUGCUGGCUCCUCUUUUGCUCAGUUGUCUCAAUAGUUUCCACCCCUGUUCUUCCUCAAGAGCUGGGGCCCAAGCCCUAUCACACAGCCAUGUAUAUGCCCUAGGUGUGAUUUGGGCUGUUGAACUUGGCACAGGUACCUACUACUAUCUUUCUGAGAUAAGAUGAUUUCACAUUCCUGAAGACUCAGUCUGCCUCGCACAAGUCCAAUACCUCUUGGACUCGAAUACUAUUCAUAUUUUGAGAAUAAAAAAGAUGAAAUAAUUUAAUGUUUAGUGCAUUUUGGGAUAAGGCUUGGAGCACAGGCCAAGUUUGGCAUGAAAGACUGAGAUCACAUGUCCAGUGUGAUCUGCUUCUGAGACGAGCUACUAAAAACUGAGAUGAGGUGGUGUGUAAAUGCAGGAAAGGAUGAAGGAAAGCCAAAGAUGAGAGAUAAAGAUGUCAGAAGAUGAAUAAGGAAGAGCUAACACCUGGCACAAGACGGCAGCUUUCCUCAGACCAGUCUUGCCUCUGACCUUAGCCUUCUGAUUGUGCUGCUCCCUGUCUAUGCCCUCAUGAAUAUCUGAACCGUCUCACUGGUCUCACUGUUCCACAGUGGCUACUUCUUAAGCCUUAACUGUUUCCUGUUGUUUUCUUUCUCCUUCCUACCCUAACUUCUGCCAUAAUUAAGGACAACCCAACAUUCCUUCUCUGCAUUCUGACAAUGCUGUAGCAAAUACUGAAUACUAGAAUACUACAUCUUUCUCUGCCAGCAGCCACUCCAUGCAGAUUAGAGUCCUGCCAGCCCCAGGCAAACCUGUGAAGUUGACUCAUACUUCACUUCUUAGAGCACUUCCUUUCCUUCCCUCCUCGUUUCCUUUCUGGGUUCUAGUCUUUUGACUUUUGCUCAGUCAGAACCCCCCUGUCACACAGCAUCUAGGUGUUGCCCUUUGUUGGUUCACUGCACUAUUUUUCACUUACCAGUUUGCAUUCAGCUGACUGGAUGGCAUGUUUCAAAACCACACUACCCUCCCAGGCCUCUUUACCUUUUGAUAAAAGAUCUAGCUGGAUGAGCCUCUAAUAGUAAUGGCAUUUCAAUAGAAAUUUACAAUAGAAAGCUUUUAAAACCUCUUUUAAAUCCUUUGGUAACUAACCAACUUACCUGAGCCUAACACAAAAAGCAUUCUGGAGUGGCCCUGUCACCACCCCCACCAGCUCUAAAACCCUACCUGGACCUUGAGACAAUCUGCUAGCAUCUGCCAUUUGUCCAUAAGCAAGCUGGUUUAGAGGAAAGUACUGUGUCCUUCAGAUAUAUAUGCAACUUGUUCAUCUAAUGAGAUGGUUUAUAAACAUUUCUUUUAAUCAAGUUAUUGAAUUACCUCUAUAACACUCAGCUAAGAAUGUUAAAUUGAGAAUAUAACAAAGGUUCUCUUUAACUGCCCUUUAAUCUUAAGAGAUAUAUUUGUGAAACCAUUAACUGUUACUAUAAGACAGUAUAGGAUAUUCUACACAUUACAUACAAUGGGAGCCCAAAGGAUAGACCAGUUGUAUACACUGGACCUUGAGAAUUGGGUUGGGUAAGGGAAGUUUCAUAGAAAACUUUUGAGUUCAGUCCUAAAGGACGGAAGGCAGGAAAAGGAUUUCACACCAGGUGAGUGAAAGCACAGAGCUAUAAAAUGUAGUCAUGUUCCGUGGGUCAUUAUCACAACAGGUGUGAUUAGAACAGAGGACAUGCAGGGCUCUAAUGAGAUAUGGGCAAAUACUUGGAAGUUACAAGAGAGUGCAUGUGGUGCUCAGCUUUCUCACCCUGAUCUGGCUCUUGGUGAGAUGGCUCAGGAAUGAGAAUGGUGCCAUCUGAAAAACAUGUCCCAGAGAGACUCAGGUGGAAUAUUUAAGCACAUCUUUGGUGUUUAGACUUAGUAUAUGGGUUUGCCCAUUUACCCUGUAAAGGGCAUCAUAAAUUUUGUGAUAGAAUACUAGAUUCAAGAAGAAUAUUCAUUUGUUGUCCUCAUGCAAGAGUCUAAUUUUUUAGUUCUAAGUAUGAAGAAUAAGGCUUACUGACUUUACAGAAGUGUUUAUUAUUAUACUCAUGUUAGGACAUUGAAUAUCUCCUGUAGUAACAAAA
Molecule: messenger RNA, 3225 nt
Organism: Panthera uncia (snow leopard)
Lineage: Eukaryota; Metazoa; Chordata; Mammalia; Carnivora; Felidae
Gene: PNP
Product: purine nucleoside phosphorylase
Exons: 6
Coding region: 109-978 (289 amino acids)
Biological process (GO): nucleoside metabolic process
Cellular component (GO): cytoplasm
Molecular function (GO): purine-nucleoside phosphorylase activity
Source: RefSeq, a predicted model, not a curated record